Aedes albopictus (Asian tiger mosquito) is the source of this 477-nucleotide messenger RNA. Its product is annotated as protein aveugle. Bases 124 to 456 code for a protein of 110 amino acids. Gene Ontology annotation, molecular function: protein binding. The record is from RefSeq and is a predicted model, not a curated record. Gene Ontology annotation, biological process: cell surface receptor protein tyrosine kinase signaling pathway. Gene Ontology annotation, cellular component: cytoplasmic side of plasma membrane. Lineage: Eukaryota; Metazoa; Arthropoda; Insecta; Diptera; Culicidae. The transcript is spliced from 3 exons.
UUACUCAUGCUCCCAGCGCAGCGCAGUCAAAACAAAAGUUCGGAAAGAAAAGCAGAUCAAUGAAAUCGUGUAAAGUUUUGUUUCAUUCAUAAAUUUAUCUUAAUCAUCAAACCCCGUUGCACGAUGGUUGAGGAAACUGUUCCCGUGGCUAAAACUAAGACGAAAACAGCACGGCCGAAACCUGUUUACCUUUGGACGGUGGCGGAUACCUUGAAAUGGCUCCGAAGGCACUGCAGUGAACAAUCGGGCAAAUAUAGCGACCUGUUUCAAAAGCACGAAAUCACGGGCCGAGCGUUGCUCAGGAUCACUGACGAUUCCCUCGGCCGGAUGGGCAUUGACGGCAACAAAGACCGUGAGGACAUUCUACGGGAAAUCAUCAAACAGCGACUGAAAACCGACAUUAUGGAGAUUCGUGAUAUGGAACUGAUGAACAACGUGUACGAAAACUGUUACUAGAAAUAUAGCGGGCUUUUUUUA